This is a messenger RNA of Colletotrichum navitas, 309 nucleotides long. Its product is annotated as reactive mitochondrial oxygen species modulator 1-domain-containing protein. The transcript has 4 exons. Gene Ontology annotation, biological process: protein insertion into mitochondrial inner membrane; protein import into mitochondrial matrix. Lineage: Eukaryota; Fungi; Ascomycota; Sordariomycetes; Glomerellales; Glomerellaceae. Bases 1 to 309 code for a protein of 102 amino acids. Gene Ontology annotation, cellular component: TIM23 mitochondrial import inner membrane translocase complex. The record is from RefSeq and is a predicted model, not a curated record.
AUGCCUCCCGUUCCUGCGCAACACGGCGGUGCCAUGGGCCCUUCUGUCGCAGACAAGCCUGUCGGUGCUGUCAUGGGCUUCGUCUUCGGCUCGGUCAACAUCAUGCGUUACGGUGCCGGCCCUAACGGCAUCAUGAGAACUCUCGGCCAGUACAUGCUCGGGUCUGGAGCUACUUUCGGUUUCUUCAUGUCUAUCGGCAGUGUCAUUCGAUCCGACGCCUCUCCUAUUGCCAACGAGGCAUUCCGCAGGGCCCAGCGAAGGCCCAUAAUCAUGUACGGCCCCGGCUCCGAGUACUCCAAGCGUCAGUAA